GCACCCGAAAGACGCCCCCGGGAGCAGCAGAGGUUGCACCGGGAGCAGCAGAGGUUGCACCGGGAGCAGCAGAGGUUGCACCAGCAGCUGCAGAAGCUGCAGCGGCGGGAGCGGGAAGCGCCGAGCCCGCCCCGGCACCCGGCCGCUCACCUCCCCGGGCCGGCCGAGGGGAGCGUGGAAAGAAGCUCGAGUGGGAGGGAAAACCACAAAUAAAUAGCGGCGGCCGCGGCGCGUCAUCUGGCGGAGGAGGAAGUGCAGGCGAAGUCCGGUGGGGCUGGGGAGCUCGGGCGGCCGUCCCGAGGACUUUGACAUGGGCUGGGGGAAGCAGCAGCAGCAGCAGCAGAACAGGACCAGCAGCAGCAGGACCAGCAGCAGCAGGACCAGCAGCAGGACCAGAACCUGAGCGGAGACAGAGACCGGAGGGCAUGGCAGCAUCCAGCAACUCCAGCUUGUCUGGCUCCUCGGUUUCCUCCGAUGCAGAAGAAUACCAGCCUCCAAUAUGGAAAUCCUACUUGUAUCAGUUGCAGCAGGAGGCACCCCGCCCCAAGAGGAUCAUCUGUCCACAGGAGGUGGAGAACCGGCCAAAAUAUUAUGGAAGAGAAUUCCAUGGGAUAAUCUCACGGGAGCAAGCUGAUAACCUGCUUGCAGGUGUGGAAGGAGCUUAUAUUCUCAGAGAAAGCCAGCGGCAGCCAGGCUGCUACACCUUAGCUCUAAGAUUUGGAAAUCAGACUUUAAAUUAUAGGCUCUUCUACGAUGGGAAACAUUUUGUCGGGGAGAAGAGAUUUGAAUCGAUCCAUGAUUUGGUAACAGAUGGCUUGAUAACGCUGUAUAUAGAAACCAAAGCUUCUGAAUACAUUUCAAAAAUGACAACCAACCCCAUCUAUGAACACAUUGGCUAUGCCACGUUGCUUAGAGAAAAAGUGUCGAAAAGGCUGAGCCGGACAAAGAAUGAAUCAAGGAAAACAAGUGUAACAAGUGAGGAACACGCCACUAUGGAGAAGAUCACCUCCCUGGUCAGAAGAGCAGCUCUAACGCAAAACGACAACCACUUCAAUUAUGAAAAAACACAUAACUUUAAGGUCCACACAUUUCGAGGACCACAUUGGUGUGAAUAUUGUGCCAACUUCAUGUGGGGCCUCAUCGCUCAGGGAGUUAGGUGCUCAGACUGUGGAUUGAAUGUACACAAGCAAUGUUCCAAGCACGUGCCCAAUGACUGUCAACCUGAUCUGAAGAGGAUCAAGAAGGUGUUCUGCUGUGACCUCACAACCCUAGUGAAGGCCCACAACACACAGAGACCCAUGGUUGUAGACAUAUGUAUCCGAGAAAUUGAAGCAAGAGGUCUGAAGUCAGAGGGCCUUUACAGAGUCUCGGGGUUCACUGAACACAUUGAAGAUGUUAAAAUGGCUUUCGACCGAGAUGGUGAAAAGGCUGACAUAUCUGCCAGCAUAUAUCCAGACAUAAAUAUUAUCACUGGAGCACUUAAAUUAUAUUUCAGAGAUUUACCAAUUCCUGUCAUCACAUAUGAUACUUAUUCCAAGUUUAUAGAUGCAGCAAAAAUUUCUAAUCCAGAUGAACGAUUGGAGGCAGUUCAUGAAGUCUUAAUGUUACUGCCUCCAGCACAUUAUGAGACACUCAGAUACUUAAUGAUUCAUCUCAAAAAGGUCACCUUGAAUGAAAAAGAGAAUUUCAUGAAUGCUGAAAACCUCGGAAUCGUAUUUGGGCCCACCUUAAUGCGGCCCCCCGAGGACAGCACCUUGGCCACCCUCAACGACAUGAGGCACCAGAAGCUGAUCGUGCAGAUUUUAAUAGAAAACGAAGAUGUUUUGUUUUAAGCCAACGGGGAAAGGAACUCCCUGGCCUUUGUCUAUUUUGAGCCAGUCAGGCUAAAAGAAUUAAAACGUUUUACCCUUCCCCCACCCCACCUAAACAAAUGACAAAAGUUCCCUGCUUUGGUGGAAUGCCAGAAGGUAUGCGAAAACCUAUGUCUCAUAGACAUAUGUCUCUCUGUUAGAAAGAACAAGGGUGAGGAAAAGAAACCUCUUUGUCUUUUCUCUCUUGCUUUGUAUGUAUAUUUGUUUUAAGGAAGAGCAGUUCAUAAAUGAGUGUAUCUUUAACUUAUUAAAAUGCAGAAUUUUUAAUGUUAGUGCUGUCAGAAAUAAAGGGAACGUAAUCGGUAGAGUUGCUUGUAUAGUUACACAUUUUUCCACCUACGGAGGCAUAAUUCUAUAUGUCAAAUGUUAAACAGAACCUAUAUUAUAAAAAUUAUUUUUACUUUGGCUUCAAAAGUGGUAUUUUAUUUUAGCAAAAUAGAACUCAAUGCAGUGCAUUGAUUAUUGUCUUAUCUACGGAUUCCUGCAUUAUUGCUGUGAUAUCUUGAAAAUUUUACCACUAAUGCAGUAUUAUCUUGUCAUACCUCUGUCAUUACCAGUGCUGUCAAAGGAGAUUUCACUUGUGUGUUUGAGCUUUCUAUUCAAUUUGCUUAUUAAGCCCUGGCAUUCUGAUUGUACAGUACUGUAUAUGCUUAAAACAGUUUCAAGUGAUCUGAAAUAGCCACUUAUUUUCUUUCCAUAAAGAUGUUGUGAAUUUCCAGAGUUCUAGUCUUAGAAUUGUCUUCUCAUACCAUAUGGUCCUUAGAAUAUGGCAAUUUGUAAGUAAAAUAGGACUGGGGCACUGUCUGUUUCUGGCUGUGUUCAAAGUUAGCACUUUUCCCACUCCUCUUUUGGUUGCCUGAAUUUUAUAAAAGGCAAGUUAUGUUUUGUUACCUUUCUGUAUUUAUGAAACAGUAUACAGAAAGCCCUGAUAUUUUUGUCACAUGUGUUAUUUUUCAUAAAUAAGUUUGAAUGUGUUAAAAAAGUUGGUAAAUUCAAUUCUCACCAACUCUUGGUUCCCCCACCCCAAAAAAUUAAUCUGCAGUGUUUAUAAUUUAAAAAUUUGACUCUCACUUGUUCCUGUCCAUGAUCCUGUCCAUGCCAAAACUGCAAGAGGGUGAAACACAAUAUGGCAGAAUAUUUAAAAGCCAGAAAAUAGAUUGCCAUUUUUUUAAAUCCCCAAAUUUUCCUCUUACUUCAUGAAUCAUAUGACCAGCCCCUCACUGAUCCUGUUCUUUGAAUGAUUUCAAAGAAAAGAGUCUACUGUGGGAAAUGAAAUGAAAAAGUGAGUCAACUGAAGCUGAAAGGGUAACCUGUUCGUUUCUUGUUUCAUCAAAGCCACAAGGGCUAUGCCAACUGGCCCAGUUUGCACAGCAGGUGUCAAAAUGGAUCUCACUUGUUCCUACUGUUACAGAUCCACUUAAAUGUACAGAUAUAUUUGUUGUAGGUCAUGUAUUUCUUGAUAAUGUCAUAAAAACUAUCUGAAAAUGGUUUUAUUUUGUGAAGUGAAUGAUGCUUUGUAAUUUAUAAUAGUAUACAUGGAAGGAAAAAGUAUUAAAUGUGUAAACAGCUCUUGUGUCAUUUGGUGAUCAACAAAUGUCAUUUUCUUGGAACAUUUCAAAAGAGAUAUUUUGACAUAUCCCCCUGAAAACAAGACAUCAUAUACUUAAAUCUCUCAACAUGUUCUACUUAGGAUUCUGUGCCUGAAAAUAAAAUCUAAAACCUUAACUUUUCAUCCCAUUAAUUAAGCUUCAGUUUUUUUAAUUCCCUUCAGAGUCUAUAUCACUGCCACCUUUAUUCCUUUCUUUACACUCACCAGUGAUAGUAUGUGGCAGUUAUUUUAGUAAUUUGUAAAAGUUUUACCUUCUGAGGUGCUGGUUACAACUUUUAGUUUUAGAAAAAUAAAUUGGAAAUAGUUUUGCCUAAGGAAGAUUUUGAAUGAAUGAAGGAAUGAAGUCCAGGGAAAUUAAUAGGAGAUUGCAAAAAGUGGUAUUAAAAGAAAGUCUAUUCAAGUGUAUCCUCCUCAAAGACCAGGGUCACAUCUUUUCCUUCUAUUGUAAGUUCUCCCUCAUCCUCUGCACUACUGUGCAUACGGUAUGAGUUCAAUAAAUGCUGUGGUUGAUGAUGAAAAGUUUUGAUGAUUCAACUCAGAAAUAAAGUUAAAAAAAUGUUUAAAGUUACUUGCUGUUCAGGUUCCAGUGGUUUGUCAGCCUGGAAUCCUUCUUGCCUUUAUAAUAUUAAAAGACAACAGGAAAUUGGGAAGUGUUUUGAUUUUAAAAGAUGCAGAAUUUUUUAAUGUUUUACAUCACAAUGCCAUAAGGUAUUUCAGACCAGCAUCUCACCCUUCAAAUGAGAUUUAACUGUUUCAGUUUUGUAACCCAAAACAGGAUUUACAUGAUUAUUGCAAAUAUACUGGAACAUUA
Messenger RNA from Ornithorhynchus anatinus (platypus), 4291 nucleotides. It is a transcript of the gene CHN2, whose product is annotated as chimerin 2. Lineage: Eukaryota; Metazoa; Chordata; Mammalia; Monotremata; Ornithorhynchidae. Gene Ontology annotation, molecular function: GTPase activator activity. The coding region runs from base 426 to 1832 and encodes 468 amino acids. The record is from RefSeq and is a predicted model, not a curated record. The transcript is spliced from 13 exons. Gene Ontology annotation, biological process: regulation of small GTPase mediated signal transduction; signal transduction; positive regulation of GTPase activity.